AAGGCAGGUUGGGACGGGAAUGGAAUUCAGUUUCCAUAGCUAAACUCACCUCUCAUAAGAGAACAUGACGAUCUUGAGGAGGCAGUCAGGCACGCGGCACGAUGGAACGCAGGCAGCGAACGAUGCAAUCAAGUCCGACGAAGACGAGGAGGACGAGGCAGAGAUUGAAGACCUUCUCUACUCGAUCAUCGCUCGCAAGGAGAUCAGCGUGGCCUGGAAGGACACUUCUCUACCCCACCUUUUGGGGUACGGGUCUGCCUUGUACAUCGUAGAGCAGCUCCUCAUGUACCCUUCGGAUCUGCUCAAGACAAGGCUCCAGGUGGAUCUUCGCCCUACUAACAAGCUGUGGAAGGAUUGGAUCGUUCUCUGCCGGCACAUCUACGGGCGGGAGGGGAUGUACGGCUUCUUCCGAGGCUUCGGCUUCAACACGUUCGCUGGGAUCCCUGCCCAGCUCGCCUACCUCGUGACGUACAACUGGUGCAAGGAGAAAGUGGAGGGGCUGGGAGGAGAGAAGUGGAAGGAGUCUCCGAUCGCGCCCUUGUGCGCAGGAGCGCUUGCGGAGGGCCUUACCUCCUGCUUCUGGGUCCCGCUCGACGUCAUCGUGCAGAAGAUUCAGAUCCAAGGAGGCCUCCCUCCCUCGUGGGAGAAAGGCUCCGGUCCUGCUCACCGACCUGUGGGAUCGCAGUUCAAGGGGGCUCUUUCCGUCGUCAAAGACGUGAUCAAAGAGGACGGAGUCUUCGGCCUGUGGCGAGGGACUGGGGCCCACAUCCUUGCCUUCGUCCCCCAGGCGGCUGUGUGGUGGGCGAGCUAUGAGCAGUCGAAGCAGAUGCUUGCUCGCCGUGCUCCAGAUGCUGUGCAGGGCAUGCCCAUCCACCUCACUGCGGGCAUGAUCGCGGGAGCGGUGAAUGCGAUCGUGACGAAUCCACUUGAUACCAUGAAGGUGAGGGUACAGACGAAGAUCGGUACCGGCACCUCAGGAUGGAACACAAUUACGCAAAUGGUGAAGUCUGAAGGAGUCUCCUCACUUGGAAAGGGGUUGGCUCCCAAGUUGUGGAUGGCAGUUCCUGUGUCCGCGCUCUCUUCCGUCUGCUACGAACUCAUCAUGUCUUUGUCCAAAGUGAAAAGCAAGUGA
Guillardia theta CCMP2712 is the source of this 1132-nucleotide messenger RNA. Its product is annotated as mitochondrial carrier protein. The coding region runs from base 65 to 1132 and encodes 355 amino acids. The transcript has 2 exons. NCBI's taxonomy places the organism in Eukaryota, Cryptophyceae, Pyrenomonadales, Geminigeraceae. The record is from RefSeq and is a predicted model, not a curated record.